Messenger RNA from Helicoverpa armigera (cotton bollworm), 2798 nucleotides. RefSeq lists its product as uncharacterized. The record is from RefSeq and is a predicted model, not a curated record. NCBI's taxonomy places the organism in Eukaryota, Metazoa, Arthropoda, Insecta, Lepidoptera, Noctuidae. Bases 753 to 2783 code for a protein of 676 amino acids. The transcript is spliced from 6 exons.
AGGGUCUGUCAAGUUUGUUCUACGAAUUGCAUUAAGGUGGGCUUGAAAACAAGAGAGAGUCAACGACAUCAGAGUAAAAGAGAUAAAUAUAUAAUGUUGCCACCAAAAAUACAAUUUCGUAUUCUCCCUAAUAAUGAGCGUAUAAAUUGAUUUUUAAAGUAAAUUACCCUUGAAGAUACUUUUAGCUAUUAUUCUAAUGCCAAAAAAUAUACUUAGUUGAGAAAUAUUAGAUAUAAAAUUUAAUAUUACUUAUUAGAAAAUAUAUAUGGGGGAUUAUGUGUGGCAACACUAAUGUCCGGACGCCAUAUUGGUUUUGACAUUGUUGACGUCACAAGAAAAAUGUCUGCGGCCGGUUGCGCACCAUUUUAUCUUGUACUAAUGUUUAUUUGUAAUAAAUAAACUACUUCCAUUUAAUUCUACAUACAUUGAUAACGUUGAGUCGAGCUUGCUCCUCCGUUGCUGUGUUUUGGUGAAAUUAAGUGUGUAUUUGUGAGAUAUAGACUCGGUGUUGAGACAGUGACUUGUUUGAUUUUGUUUUGUGUUUAAUUCGCGAUGAGUUCACAAAAAGAAAACACAAGAAUCUGCUGCUUGUGUGGAUCUUCACCUUCUAAAGAUCCCAGCAUCACUUUGCAUCGGUUUCCAAAGCCUGGCACUAAAAUGCUCUGCGUUGUGAAUUAUGGGCAAAGUAUUGCUUCCCAAACGAAGCCUGGUCUUCACCAAAAUUCCAGGACGCACUCCAUAAACAACAUAAGAUGCUAUGCAGCAAACAUUUCAAAAGCACAUGCUUUAAUGAGAAGAAGUUGUUCAGAACAGCUGUACCUGAUGUUCAAUGCCAAAAGGAUACAACAACUUCUAAUGUGCCAGAUCAAUCUGCCAUAUUUGAACCUGUUGCCGGUCCAUCCAGAAUGAAUCCUUUAACAGAACAUAAUGUAAACAUUAUCACUCCGACCAAUUCAGGAAUGUUUGUGUGCAAGUCUUCAAAACAAGAAAGUGACCAGAAAAGCAAAAUGUUGAGGAAACUGAAAAGUAGUAUGAACAAGGUGUAUAGAUUACAAAAAACUGUAAAACAUUUAAAAAACGAAUCUUUUUUAAAUGUUAUUUGUAACAAUGAGACAGUCCGAGAAAUCCUCAAUACAAAAAUGAGUUCGACAUUUGCACUGUUACUGCAAGGAGAACUGCAGAAUUAUAAGAGGAAGAAGCCUGGUCGCAGGUGGAACAUGGAGGCUAAAAUAAUAGCAUUGAGGCUCUACAAGAGGUCACCAACUAGCUACAAAUUGCUAAGGAGAAUGAUUUGUUUACCAGCACCCAGCACAUUAAAAUCCCUCUUAAGUAAAUUUAAGAUGAAUGUGGGGACACACAAAACAAUACUCACAAUUUUAAAAAACACGACAAAACACUUUGUCCCCUCUGAACGUGAGUACAUAUUGUUGUGGGAUGAAAUGUCCUUAAGAAAAAAUUUAUGGUACAAUUCGAAGACGGAUUUAAUUGAAGGGUUUCAAGACCAUGCUACACAAGGUAGAUCUCCACAGCCAGCUUCAUAUGCCCUUGUAUUUAUGAUAGUUGGAGUCAGGAAACAUUUUAAGCAGCCAGUGGCUUAUUAUUUAUCAAGCGGUUCUGUCACAGCUGACAGACUUUCAGCUUUGAUUAAGGAGGUUUUAAAUUGUUGCUUUGAUGCUGGGAUAAACAUAUGCGCUUCAGUCUGUGACUUGGAUGGAGUCAACAAGAGAGCUCUAUGUCAAUUAGGAGCUUCUGUUGAGAAUCCCUUCAUAGAAGUGAGCAAUCACAAAAUUGUCACUCUAUUUGACACACCACACCUGCUGAAGUGCUUCAGAAAUCUUUUCAUGAAAUAUCAUGUAAGAUUUAGGACCAAUAUAACAUCAGACCACCAACAAGGAAUUGGAGUCGCUAAAUGGAGCCACAUCAAGCAAUUUUAUGAAUUGGACAAUAAUAAUCCCAAUUUUGUGUUUGCACCAUGCCUAAGUAAACAACACCUUGAGCCUAAUUCCAAACAAAAAAUGAGGGUAAAACUUGCGGCACAAGUUUUAAGCCACUCAGUUGCAGCAGGACUAUAUACUAAAAUAGCUGGAGGAGACAUGCCGACUGAAGCCUUGGCAACGGCUAAUUUAAUUUCAAGCAUGGACGAUUUGUUUGAUGGUGUAAACGCGUCGACACCAGACUUAAGGAGAGGAAAAAUAUUUUCCACAAAUAUAAAACACAAUACAGGACAUCUCCAAAUGUUCGAUAAAAUGAAAUUUUUUAAAACCCUGGAAUUCUUGGGAUGCAGGGGUAAUCCCCCAUCAAAAGAUGGCUGGAUUUGGACCCUCAAUGGGUUAGAAAUGGUUUGGAAAAUUCUAAGUGCCAAACAUACUACAGUUAAAAGUUUAUCCACGAGAAGAUUCCAGCAGGAUCCUCUUGAAAAUUUAUUUGGAUGCAUUCGAUUCAACUGUGGAUCCAAUAGCAACCCAACAGUUGCACAAUUCGUUGCUGGAUUAAAAACAGCUGUAAUAAGCAACAUGGCACAUACUAGCUCAGGUAAUUGUGAGCUGGAUAGCAACAGUGCCAUAAUUACCAAUUUUAAAAAAUUAUUGACACCAGCCACAGACAUGCACACUGAAACUGAACAAUCGGAGUCUGUUAUAGAAAAUGAAAUUGAAGAAAAUAUUAUUUCCUCCCUGGAACAAAAUUUGGAGGAAGGAAGUAGCGAACUACAAGCAUGUGCUUAUGUCUGUGGCUUCAUAAUUAAAAAUAUAAAAAUAUUUGUAAGAACUGUAAAAAUAUUUUAGUCUCCGAAACACCAG